GCCGAAACUUCGCUCUCCCUCAAACUCCACCCGCAGCGACGACUGAACGACCCAGCAACUUGCCCUUCUGCCCGCCCCCGACAGACGACGUUAAAUCGACAAUACCUGCGAAAAUGUCUUCCGCAAAGAUCAAGGCCGGCCAGCUGUGGUCCAAGAACAAGGACGAGCUCACCAAGACCCUCGGCGAGCUGAAGACCGAGCUCGGCCAGCUGCGCAUCCAGAAGAUCGCCUCCUCGGGCACCAAGCUGAACAAGAUCCACGACCUCCGAAAGUCGAUCGCCCGUGUCCUCACCAUCAUCAACGCCAAGGAGCGACACCACCUCCGCCUCUUCUACAAGAACAAGAAGUACCUGCCCCUCGACCUCCGCGCAAAGCAGACCCGCGCCAUCCGUCGCCGCCUGUCUCCCGAGGACGCCUCAAGGAAGCUCGAGAAGACGAAGAAGCGCCAGCAGCACUUCCCUCAGCGCAAAUACGCCAUCAAGGCUUCCGCAUAAAGUGGCAAACGGCGUCGGCAUUUGAGGGUUUUUGGUAAUUGAAGCAGGUCAAGGCAAAAAGGCUACAGGUCGCUGGCGUGGUUUUCCCGAGAAUCAAAAAAGAAAAAGGACGAUUCCACGCAUUCUCGUAUGGCAUCACAGGGCACAAACUUGUUUUCCGCUACGGGUCUCGGUGUUAUGAGGAUAUAUGACAGCAAGCCCGGAUACCUAGUCAACCAGAUAGCUCCAAAAGAGAGCUCGAGUUGACUUCACCACCACCACUUACGCUUCGUCCCCCGUGUGAAACGCCGAGGCUGAGACUACUACCCAAGACGAUCAGGCGGUGGGGCGGUCGAAUACCCUCAUCGAUAUCGAUGGACGUGGGUUGCUUGUCGGAGGCUUCUGCUCGUGUCAGUUCGGCCCAUCGAGGAUGUCAAAAAUGCGCUCGGUGCUUGUAUGGUGUACUUGGAGCAAUAGACUAAAUGACUGGCCGAAUCCUGCCGAAAGGACCUUUUGCUUGCUCGAUGAAUCGACCAUGAUACUCACUCAGUCCAUGUUGCUUGCUAUGCUCUGCAAGCUGCCAGUGCCACCCACUCUUCAAGGUAGACCCUCCGGUGUUUCUUCAUCAGCUAUGCGAUGAGCAGAUGGAUCUCGUUUUGCUCUCGAAGCUGCCGCAUCACGUUUGCACGUCGUUGCCACUUGAGAAUGUGAUAGCGAACCUUGAGAGAGACAGCCCCUUCACCAAGAUGAUUGUCGGACAGCCCUUGAAUUUCUAUUUCACUGUGUCCAAUGGGCUUGCCUCACAACGAGUGGUCAUCACACCCCCACCUUGUU
Molecule: messenger RNA, 1307 nt
Organism: Diaporthe batatas
Lineage: Eukaryota; Fungi; Ascomycota; Sordariomycetes; Diaporthales; Diaporthaceae
Exons: 4
Coding region: 114-494 (126 amino acids)
Biological process (GO): translation; maturation of LSU-rRNA from tricistronic rRNA transcript (SSU-rRNA, 5.8S rRNA, LSU-rRNA)
Cellular component (GO): ribosome; cytosolic large ribosomal subunit
Molecular function (GO): mRNA binding; structural constituent of ribosome
Source: RefSeq, a predicted model, not a curated record